This is a messenger RNA of Monosiga brevicollis MX1, 531 nucleotides long. RefSeq lists its product as uncharacterized. NCBI's taxonomy places the organism in Eukaryota, Choanoflagellata, Craspedida, Salpingoecidae. Bases 1 to 531 code for a protein of 176 amino acids. The record is from RefSeq and is a predicted model, not a curated record. The transcript has 5 exons. Gene Ontology annotation, molecular function: protein-N-terminal amino-acid acetyltransferase activity. Gene Ontology annotation, cellular component: NatB complex. Gene Ontology annotation, biological process: N-terminal peptidyl-methionine acetylation.
AUGACGACCCUUCGACCCUUCAAGGCUGAUGACCUUUGGGCUUUCAAUCGAGUAAACCUGGAUCCGCUGACGGAAACCUAUCACAUGACCUUUUACCUGCAGUACAUGUACACCUGGCCCGAAUACUUCACGGUCGCUGAGAGUGCAGCGGGGACUCUGAUGGCAUACGUCAUGGGCAAGGCCGAAGGUGUCGGCGAAAACUGGCACGGCCACGUCUCAGCCCUGACAGUGGCACCCGAAUACCGCCGCCUUGGUCUUGGCAAGCAACUCAUGGCUGACUUGGAAGACAUUUCUGAGCAUCGGCACCACGGCUAUUUUGUGGACCUGUUCGUUCGCAAGUCCAAUGACGUGGCGGUCGAGCUAUAUCGCGGCCUGGGUUACGAAAUCUAUCGCACAGUCAUCGAGUACUACUCUGGAGCAAACUCGGAGGAUGCUUACGAUAUGCGCAAGAGUCUGUCACGUGAUCCUGAAAAACGCCUGAUGCAGCCAACUGGGAAGCGGAUACAACCCUACGAGCUUGAGAAUGACUGA